UGGUAUUUCAAAUUGUAAGUGAACGCACCACCAUGUGCAGUGUCGUUGCCGUGGAAACGGGACUGUAUCCAACGUAUAUAGAAACAAGGCUCGUGAUAGUUAGCAAACAUUAACGUUAAUCUAACUUUACAUAAUGGAGACGCCUGAAAACGUCGCAGAAACAGAUUAUAAAAUUAUAAAUAUAACCGUCACCCGCGCUAAUAACCUGCAAGGAAAUAAGGCAGAUGGCUUCCAGAGCUUUCUACAGGUUGAAUUGGAUGGAAAUGUGCUGGGAGAGUCGGACAAGAAGCAGGUCAAUCCAGUGGAGCAGUGUGUUGACUAUGACUUUACCUGCAGCUUCCACUGCCCCAAUAACAAUCAGGCUUUCAGUGACAUAGCCCAUAAACCCGUCAUAUUAACAGUGAGAGAGUUCCUGCCUGAGAAGACGAGGACAUCGGUGCCAGCGAAGACACCUGUGCUGGGCCAGGCUGUGAUUGACCUGCUGCCUCUGCUGCAAGGUCAGUGCAGCUUCUCGUCCUCAGUUCCACUGAAUGCAGCGACCAGCUCUUCAGCCAAAGAGUCCCCCCCAGACCUCUGCAGCCAGAGGUCGACACUGGAUGUGUGUGUCAGUAUGUCGGAGCCAAUACUGUCUGAGGCUGAACUUUCAGCCUCCAAUCUGCUGAAGGUAACCAUGGAGACAGCCUACUCCAUCCCUGAGUCAUGGGUUCUGCAAUCUGGCCCUGCCACUACUCCCUGCUCAUACACUGCUGCCCUGGAGGUCCCCCUUAGUGCAGAGAAAGAUCAGGUGCUGGUGUUCUGUGAGGGGCACCUGAAGGCGGGGGGGCAGAGGGAGAAAAAGGGCCGACAGAGGAAGAGGCCCCAUCAGGCCCUGCUGGUCACAGGGAACCACUUCCUACCUGAUACUUCUUUUCAGGCAGAGCCCAUCGAACAGGAGGAUGGCCAGCUGACUGGCUUAGAGGACCGGAAGUUUCGUACUGAAGCAGAGAUCACAAAGCAUAGGGUGAGCUGGGACACAGAGAUGCGCUGCUUCCUGGAUGCAGGAGGAACUACAAGGCUGCGGCAGAAGAUCACUGAGAGCAGACUGUGGCCAGUGGAGAUAAUGAGGUCGUCGGCUGUGCUCACUAAGGCAGCAGAAACCAAGCUGCCCGCUGACAAGAACCCAGAGAUCCCCUUCCAUGGCGUGGCGUUUGUGGACAUGGGUCGGCUGCUGUAUCCUGGAGUCAGCCGCAUCCGAGGAGCAUACAGCAUUCAGCCCUUCUCUGAGGCUGAGUUACUAAACAAGGCCAAGCGGAGUGUCAGUGUGUUAAAGGAGCAGGCCAAGACUGCAGCCAAACAGGUCAAAGUUCGUGCUGGCUCAGCUACAGGCUCUCACAAGGGGAAGGCAGGGAAGAACAUGGAUGGAAGGGGAACGAAGGAAUCCAAGGAGGCAGCCAAAAAGCAACCUGGCAGUCAGAGCAGGCUGUCUGUAGCCGACAGCGUGGCCGAUGCCCUGGCUGAAACUGAGCCGCACCUCAGUACGGAGCAAAAUACAUAUGUGGAGGCCAGAACCUAUAUUAUCAUUGAGAUAGCCUUGGAGAAACCGCUGGUACCCAAAACAUCUCCAGAGGAGCUGGCCAGAAGGGUGAAGGCACUGAUCCUUCCCAGGUGUCCACAUCCAGCAGGUCCUAGCAGAGCAGAAAGUGCGGUGCUGGAAUACCACAGGCAGAUAGGCAACACAGUGGCCCUAAUUUCAGACCAAUAUAAGGAAUUGUUUGGAGCAGGAGCCAAGGCGUCUGAAGACUGCAGCCGGGAGCAGAUGAAGACUGAGCUAAUGGGAGCACUUAAUGUCUCUGGGAAAUACUUCACCUUCAAGGAACAGAUAAAGCAUGCAGUGGCAGGGAUCGUACGUGACAAGAUGCAGCGGACAGAGCCAUUCACUGACCCUCAGGAGCAUAGGGCAUUUAUCAGCAAGCUCUAUGUCUACCUGGUGGACGAGAUGCGCUUAGCUCUCAACAAGGUUUAUUCAGAUGACGUUGACGAUGACUCCGCAGACGAGAUCCAGUUGAGUUCUUCUCAGCUCCGAAAUUUUGCCAGAGAGGCUCAGCUUACUGGGGAUUAUCAGCAGGCUGUUCAGUACUACCAAGAGCUGGUGGUGAGGCACCCCAAUGAGCCCUCCCACAAGUUUGAGUGGGGAAGCCUCUACAUGCGAACUGGAGACUACACGAAGGCUCAUGAGUGUUUCCGUGAUGCUGUGUCUGUCCAGCAGGCACACCUACCCAGCCUGAUGAUGUGUGGGGUCUUGGCGGCAAUGUUUGAGCAACAUAAGGAGGCCCAGACCUUCCUGGAGAGAGCCAUCAGCUUAGACCCGGCCAGUGUGGUGGCCUGGACACUGCUGGGUUUGCUCCAUGAGAGCCAGAGCGAAUCCAUCCUGGCUGAGAGGGCUUUCCUGGAGGCCAGAAGGCAGCUGAGGGCAAAGGAAGCAAAGAAGCAAACACAGGGGGAGGAGGAGAAGAUGAAGAGGGAGAAUGGCAAGGAGGAGAAAAAUAAGCAGGAGAAAGAGCAGCAAGAAAAGGAAGUGAUGGCCACGGCAACACGUCAGUCUCCCACUGUUAAACAAGACCCAGAGUAUGGAGCCCAGGACUCAGAGAUGCAAAGAGAGCCCCCAGUGCCCAGUGUUCACUCCAGAUCAGCUACAUGUAAACUCUCCUCCACCAUUUUCACAGAGACGGUUCAGUUCCUGCUGCAGAACGUUGCACUGCAGAUGGCGGAGCAUGCUCUGUCCCUGGAGCUGCUGUGUUCAGAUGGUGGUCGCAGUGUCUCCUAUCUUCUUCAUCUGGCCCAGUUGCAGCUGCUUAGAGCUGACUACUGCAGUGCUGCCGCCAGCCUGAGGGAGGCGCUGUUUCACAGUAACCAGGAUGCAGAUGCCUGGGCUCUGAAUGGUCACUGUCACUACCUGCGGGGGGCGCUCAGUGAUGCCCAAGAGAGCUACGAGUGGAGCCUGAUCCUUCUGCAGCAACCAUCAGACUCUCACCUUGUCCGCCUCCGCUUGGGAUCCAUCUACCUCCAGCAGGGGAAGUUUAAGGAAGCCAAGGUUACCUAUCUGCAGGCCUGUGAGCAGUCUCCGUCCUGCCUGACCUGGCUAGGCCUGGGUGCCGCCUGUUACCGGCUGGAGGAGCUGCGUGUAGCUGAGGAGGCUUUGACUGAGGCCAAUCAUUUGAACAACCAGAACGCAGAGGUGUGGGCUUACCUGUCUCUGAUCUGCCUCAGGAAUGGCAGACGAGAGGAGGCAGAGCAGUUUUAUAAAUAUGCAACACAUUUCAAGCUGCAGAAAGAGUCACUCCUCAAAGAGUUCAGUGACCUGAAGGAUCAGCUGCUUUUCAGCCAUCUGGAGUCCUGCUUUGGAACAAGCUCAUGAAUCAGAUGACCAAGUACAUGUCAUACAAACACACACAUACAGCAGUGUCUAAAGGGGCCGUACACAUGCUGCAUCUUUAAACGUGAAGUCAGGCACAGGGCACUACUCUUUUGCCUUUUCUGUGCCAGCUGUCAAGAGCACGACGGCAGGUUGCGCCUGACGUUGCUAAGCAACAUUAACAAGCACGGUAUCAUAGCCUGCUUACCUGAAAUCCUGAGUGCAGAGCUGAUCUUCUUCCAGGACUGUUUGUGUGUAGGCCUGUUGUCUGUGGGGCAGCCAUGCACUAAAAUGAUCAACUUCUCCUCCAUAUUUACCACAGACUGAAAUUAACGGAAGAAGGCAAAGAUAUCCGUCAACUGUAAUUGGAC
Molecule: messenger RNA, 3762 nt
Organism: Epinephelus lanceolatus (giant grouper)
Lineage: Eukaryota; Metazoa; Chordata; Actinopteri; Perciformes; Serranidae
Product: cilia- and flagella-associated protein 70
Biological process (GO): cilium movement; cilium assembly
Cellular component (GO): motile cilium; extracellular exosome
Molecular function (GO): protein binding
Source: RefSeq, a predicted model, not a curated record